Thlaspi arvense is the source of this 1455-nucleotide messenger RNA. NCBI's taxonomy places the organism in Eukaryota, Viridiplantae, Streptophyta, Magnoliopsida, Brassicales, Brassicaceae. The record is from the annotation of a GenBank genome assembly.
AUGAGACGCAUGUUGAUGAAGCGGAACCUAAGUCUCUUGUGCAGAUCCGUGCUCAGAUUUGUCGAUUUAUCAGCUUGUAGAUUCAUGGCUUGUUUCCUCGACUGCUUCCGCGCCAGAGACGACCGGUCUACUAGUAAUCUCGUCUCCCACUCUUCACUCGCCAAAUCCAAUAAAGGUGAGGAGUCGCAGAAUCAUUUGUCCGCUUCGUUUCUGUCUGAAGAGAGAGCAGCUUCUUCGCCUUGCCUUGACAAAGAAAGAUUUGAUUUGGAUUCUAUACAUAUUGACAAAGGCCUAAGGGAUGAGGCGCGGUUUCUUAAAGCUUGUGGUACUAUACCGGAGACUCCUAUUGAGAUUAGGAAAGCAGCACAAAAUCUAAGCAGUCCUCAAGAUGCAGGGUCUUCCCGUUUUCAUUCAUGGAUUUCCAGUAGCUCUGCGAUAGGGUUUCAUUUGGAUGAAUCCCCAUCCCCCAUUAAAGCUUGUGAAGCGGAUGGAAGACCAUCAAUUACUUCAGAGCAAACACCAAGCAGUUGCGUAAUCGAUGUGCGGGACACUGCGAGGAUCUCAUCUACUUCUAAUGAUGCUGAUGAAGUAGAAAGCAUUGGCACUGCAUUCAAGGGUGAGUUGGAAAGAUCUGGCAGGCCAAUGCUCACAGCUGGAAAGACUAAGUCUGUGCGGUUUGAAUGCGAUCUUGAUCAAUCUCAUCCUUCUAAAUCUUCCGAGAACAGCAGUUCAAGAAAACCUGAGAUGGGUGGCAAAAUUAGUUUUACACUGAGCUCGCCUAAUCCGACCCCGUUGAAGCUAUCUGAUGAGAUGCAAACUCCCGGGACCAUAUAUCCUGCAAACAUGGAAUCAGCAGGAAGGGGAAGGCCUAGAAUCAGGUCACAGUUUGUGCAUUCAGUUUCCAAUCUAAUGGAAAAUGCAUCCUUUUAUGGGAGCCUAGAGCAAGCUAAAUCGCAGCUUUACAAAGAGCAGAUAGAGGGUGAAACUCCCACUUCAGCAACUUAUGGGGAAAAGGUGGAAGAAAGCUCAGAUGAGAAAAUGACCAAGUUUGAGGCAAGCUUUUCCCCUUGGCUAAACUCAAUCAACGAAGACUGUAACGAAAACAUUGGGGGUUUAAACGAGAGGACACCUGGGUUCAACGCCAUAACUCCAGGUGACAGGCCUAUCAUUGGAUUGGUUGCUGCUCACUGGAAUGAUAAUGAGCAAACUGAGAUUGCACCAAAAUGGUGGGAUGGGAAUGGGAUCCCAAAUUCGACUACUAAAUACAAGGAGGAUCAGAAAGUAAGUUGGCAUGCAACACCAUUCGAGGUGAGAUUGGAGAAGGCACUUUCGAAAGAAGGUGAUCAGACUUUAUUCCCUCGAAGGAAACUUGAAGUGAUGGAUGAGGAUGAAGAAGACUCGGACAUAUCGCAGCUGCAGAACUCAGUGCAACCAAGCUCGGUAGUUUCGUUCUGA